AUGACUGUCGUCACGAUGUUUCUGGCAGGAGGGUCUUGGAUGACUAUUUUCCUGUCCUUGUGCCUGUUAUCUCUUAUCGUGAUUCUACUAGGAGACAUGUUGGGGCGACGUACGAAAUUUCUGCUCGCCUUGAGGAAAGUGCCUUAUCCCACCGCGUUACCCAUCAUCGGCAACGCUUAUCAGCUCAAUUGUACGCAAGAAGAAUUCUUCAAAAAAUUGGUAAAAUGGGCGAAUGAGUUUGGCAACAUUUAUUUGAUCUGGGUUGGUCUACGCCCUUUCAUAUUUCUCUACAGGGUAGAGGCUGUGCAACCUCUAUUGAGCAGUAGCGUGCAUAUCGAUAAGAGCCUUGAAUACCAAUAUUUAAAACCAUGGUUGGGUACUGGUCUAGUAACUAGCACCGGUGAGAAAUGGCAUUUUCGCAGGAAGUUGCUGACACCGACUUUCCACAGCAAUCUCCUUGACGCAUAUCUGAAAACCGUGAAAGAAGAGACGAGCAUUCUAAUUUCCUGCCUCGAAAAGGAAGUGGGCAAAUGGUUUGAUAUGGUUCCUUAUGCGAAACGUGCCACCCUUGACAUUAUUUGCGAUACUGCGAUGGGUUACAAACUUAAUGCGCAAAGAAAUACUAAGAACGAAUAUGUUAAGGCUGUAGACAAGAUAGCAUCUAUCGUGCAGAUGCGCUUCACAAAUGUCUGGAUAUCAUCAGAUACAAUCUUCAAGUUGACUAAAGCGGGACGAGAGCACGACCACGCAAAUCAAAUUAUACAGCAAUUUGUGAAUAAGGUAAUCGUAGAAAGAAAAGCUGAGUGGAAACUCAAAUGUGAUGAUAACUUUAAUAAUUCAACGAAAAAAAAGCGGGCUUUGUUGGAUUUAAUGUUGGAAAUGUCGCAUAAUGGUACUGUUCUUUCGGAUGAGGACAUUCGUGAAGAAGUAAAUACUUUUAUGUACGCUGGACACGACACGAUGGCUACUAGCAUAUCUUGGACACUUUAUGCGCUAGGACGACAUCCUGAAUACCAAGAAAAAAUUUUGAAUGAAUACAACAAUGUGUUAGGUACGGAUGAGAUCACAUUAGAGAAUAUACAAAAAUUAACAUGGUUGGAAGCCUGUAUUAAAGAGCAAUGGAGACUGUAUCCAGUGGCCCCGCUUAUUGCAAGGCAAAUUUAUAAGCCAAUUGAAAUAAUGGGUAAUCAAAUUCCACCGGGCUCAACAGUUCUCAUCAACUCCUAUUUGCUACAUCGUGAUCCCCGUUACUUUCCCGAACCGCAUGUAUAUCGUCCGGAACGAUUCUUGCCUGAUGGCCAUAAGUUACCCCCCUACGCUUUCAUCCCCUUUAGCGCUGGGUCGCGCAAUUGUAUCGGCUGGAAGUUUGCCACGUUAGUGAUUAAAGUAGCCGUCUUAUCUGUACUAAAAGCCUUCCGUGUGGAAGCUCUCGAUGAGGAGAAGCAAUUGCGCUUUAUAUCCGAAUUAGUGUUGGUCAAUGCGAACGGACUUCGUCUCAAACUAAAACCACGUGAACAAUAAAACGCAAUCUUUUAUUUUUUAACUACAACAAUAAAA
This is a messenger RNA of Monomorium pharaonis (pharaoh ant), 1557 nucleotides long. RefSeq names its product cytochrome P450 4c3. Lineage: Eukaryota; Metazoa; Arthropoda; Insecta; Hymenoptera; Formicidae. The coding region runs from base 1 to 1521 and encodes 506 amino acids. The transcript is spliced from 8 exons. Gene Ontology annotation, molecular function: heme binding; monooxygenase activity; iron ion binding. The record is from RefSeq and is a predicted model, not a curated record.